Messenger RNA from Carcharodon carcharias (great white shark), 779 nucleotides. RefSeq names its product basic phospholipase A2-like. The record is from RefSeq and is a predicted model, not a curated record. The transcript has 4 exons. Gene Ontology annotation, biological process: lipid catabolic process; arachidonate secretion; phospholipid metabolic process. Lineage: Eukaryota; Metazoa; Chordata; Chondrichthyes; Lamniformes; Lamnidae. Gene Ontology annotation, molecular function: calcium ion binding; phospholipid binding. The coding region runs from base 111 to 581 and encodes 156 amino acids.
UUAUUUGCAUUUGCAGAGCGAGCAUGGGUGGUAACGACCCAGGGAGCAUAAUAAAAGGGGCUGAAACACAGACGAGGUACACGCAGAUCACUCGAAGCAAGUGAGAAGUCAUGGAGCGUCUGAGAUUCAUUGCUAUCCUCCUCGGGCUCGGAGCAUUGCUGAACUCUGCACAGAGUGCCGCCACUCAGGCAAGAGGCAUAAUUCAGUUCGCAGCAGUUAUUCACUGCGCCAAUCCAAGGGUCAACAACUUGCGCUAUGCCGACUAUGGCUGUUUCUGUGGCUUUGGAGGCAACGGUGUGCAGGCUGUUGACGCAAUUGACAGAUGCUGCCAAGUACACGAUUCCUGUUAUGGUGAAGCUGACAGAAUGGGAUGCAACUCUUACAUCGCAUGGUACAAUGUAAUUUGCAAAAAUGAGAUGCCCUUUUGCUCAUACAGAACAUGGGUCGGACCGGCAAGAUGUGGUAAAAAGCUGUGCGCAUGUGAUGUUGCAGCUGCUCUGUGCUUCAGAAGGCACAGCAACAAAUACAACCCUUAUUUUGCGAAUUAUAACCAAUCUCGGUGUAGACCCAGGGCACAAUGAAGCGGCGGGGAUGUGUCUCUCCAAUAGAAUAUUCCGGGUGUAAUUGAUGGGAUUCCUCUUGCACGACCUCGAUUGAUUUUUCCAGUUGGUCACUUUUCUGUCUCUCCUUGCUAAGUUAUGUUUGCUGUUUUGCCUUUAACUCAUUUAAAAUGUACUUUGCAGUUCUGGUGAAAUAAUAAACUACUCUGAAGCAUGCAA